CAUUGACUAUUCCGUCUCCCUGACAGCGGCAGCAUCAGCAGCAGCGCGAGCUCGGUAAACAGAGCGAGCGCCGAGCGGACUCCGCCUUUGCUCCCAUCAUCCCACCCCAGAGCCCGAGCUCCGAGGCGGCUUCAUCAACAAGCGCAAGACCCCCCUCGUCGACUCGCACUUAUCCCGCGGAUCAGAUAUGGACUACCCUUAACUGGACCUGGAGGGGAGAGGCUGGCGGGCGGGCGGGGGGUGGGGGGGAGAGAAACAGAAGAAAAAGCCGUAUAGGAAGAGAAGCACAACCGUGGGUGCCUGCCGCAACGAUGAACGGUUCGCCACGCUCGCGACAACCGCAGAUAAGCCAUCGGACUAUGGCCUGAAUAGCGGUUUACAUAGCUGGGAUUGUGCACCGAUCAUACAGGGGUAAAAUAUGUCCGCCUCGGUGGGGCCCCGCGGUGGCCCUCGCCCACCCACAACGCAGAGCUCCAUGCCCGAUAUACCGGACCUCAGUCACCUCACCGAGGAGGAGAGGAAAAUUAUCAUGGCUGUGAUGCUUCGGCAGAAGGAGGAAGAGGAGAAAGAUGAGGCCAUGCUCAAAGAGGAAAAGCCCAUACAAGCAAAAACAGUGAACCUGGUCGGGAACAAGAAACCACCUCAGCAGAACGACAUCAGUUUGCACCAGCAAGUUGCCAACUACAAGGAGCAGGUGAGGCGGAUUGGGCCGGAGCCCCCCCAACAGAGGCAGCAGGGCCAACACAAGGAUGACGCCCCCACCUGUGGCAUCUGCCACAAGACCAAGUUUGCUGAUGGCUGCGGAAACCUGUGCUCAUACUGCCAGACUAAGUUCUGUGCCCGGUGCGGGGGAAGGGUCUCUCUGCGUUCCAAUAACAAGGAGGACAAAGUGGUAAUGUGGGUAUGUAACCAGUGCCGAAAGCAACAGGAUAUACUCACUAAAUCAGGAGAAUGGUUUCCCAGCCAUGGGCCCAAACCUGGAGAGCUGGGGUCUGCAGUGAGUGAACCAGCCAUGUGUGGAGACCCCGUUGGAGAGAAGAGGAUGCGCUCUAGGUCUCAGAACCCUCUCGACUCCUCCGUUUCUACUGCCCACAACACCCAGUCACCUGCCCUAAACGACCCCAGAAAAGGCCCCUCUACAGGGUUAGCCGACACACCAUCAUCACGCUCACGCAGUGAGCCUCCACAAGAUAGAAAAAAGCCACCAGCAGCCUCUGAUCAGAAUGGCAAGUCAGGGCCAAGAGGAGAGAGGCGGCGAGGGCUAUCCAAAAUCCACUCCCAGGGUUCCGAAGAGCGAGAGUCCGGAGAAAAUCGGAGAGAAAGUCGAAGACUGAUGAAGACUCGCUCUCAGGAGCAUGACAGUCCUGAAACUAGGAGGACUGAGGGGGAGCAGAAACCACCCAGGGAACAGUGCAGGAGUGACCCAAAUGCUCCACAUCAAGCGCCCAAACUCCGGCCUGCGGAGCCUGAUGGACGUAUGCAUCCUAAGGUGAGGGAAGGGGGGGAGAUGGUGCAGGACAACAGAGGUGCACGGAGAUGGGCAGAUGGGCGGCAGACCUCGCUGGAGGGCCAGCAACAGGCCUACGUUCCAGAGAGGACAGCGGGGGGUACAGGUUUGCAGGGUGCACCGGCUGUGCAGGGUCCUCCUGCUAAAACGAACCACACCCCACAGCCGCCAGCUCCGGGGUUCAGGGUGGGUCCUGCCAUACCCGCAGGUCCCCCUGAACUUAGGGAGCCUCAGGAAUGGGACAGGAAGUUGCAGCCGAGCCACCUGGACCCUGGCUCGGCUGCACUACUGCGCAAAUCGAAACGUCAAAAAGAGAGCAUGCUGCGCAACGAUUCGCUCAGCUCUGACCAAUCGGAAUCUCUACGACCGCCCCCGCCCCGCCCGUACAAGAGCAAACGGGGUGGCAACAAGAGACAGAUGUCCGUCAGCAGCUCUGAGGAAGAGGGCGGUUCAACACCGGAGUACACCAGCUGUGAAGAUGUCGAGAUCGAGAGCGUCAGCGAAAGAGGGGACUGGGAGUGCUGUCCACUGGACCCCACCGCAUGGCAUCAUCCGGUUACAUGGCAGCCCUCCAAGGAAGGUGAUCAUUUAAUUGGCCGAAUCACUUUGAGUAAGCGAACAGCCAUGCCAAAAGAGGCUGGGGCUCUGCUUGGGCUAAAGGUGGUCGGGGGGAAGAUUACAGAAACUGGGAGACUUGGGGCUUUCAUCACCAAGGUCAAGAAAGGAAGUCUAGCUGAUGUGGUUGGUCAUCUAAGGGCCGGUGAUGAAGUGCUUCAGUGGAAUGGUAAAUCAUUACCAGGAUUAACCAAGAAAGAAGUUUACAAUAUCAUCUUGAAUUCUCAAACAGAACCGAAAGUUGAAUUAAUAGUAUCAAGGCCAAUUGGUGAUAUACCACGAAUACCAGAAACAUCACAUCCUCCAUUAGAAUCUACAGGUUCAAGUUCCUUCGAAUCACAGAAGAUGGAAAGACCCUCUAUAUCUGUCCUGUCCCCAUCCAGCCCAAGGGGUCUUAGAGAUGCCCCUCAGCUACUGCCUGGACAGCUGUCGGUGAAAAUGUGGUAUGACAAGGUUGGCCAUCAGCUGAUAGUGAACGUAUUGCAGGCUAUAGACCUGGCGCCCAGAUCAGAUGGACGACCCAGAAACCCCUAUGUCAAAAUCUAUUUCCUGCCCGAUAGAAGUGAUAAGAGCAAGAGAAGAACAAAAACAGUAAAGAAAAGUCUUGAACCCAAGUGGAACCAGACGUUUGUGUACUCUCAUGUCCAUCGGCGGGAUUUCAGGGAGCACAUGUUAGAGAUUACUGUAUGGGACCAACCCAGAAUACUAGAGGAGGAGAGUGACUUUAUAGGAGAGAUCCUGAUCGAGCUGGAGACUGCCCUGCUGGAUGACAAGCCUCACUGGUACAAGCUGCAGGCUCAUGACGUCUCUUCCAUCCCACUGCCGCACCCGUCGCCAUACCUGCCCCGUAGACACGGCCAAACAGAAACACCCACCAAAAAGCUGCAGCGCUCGCAGCGUAUUACAGAAACUGCUUAUGAUGAUGCUAUUGGUGUAGUCGCCACAGCUACAGAAAACCGCUCAAGAGAAAGAGAAAGGGACAGAGACCGAGAUCGAGCAACAACUUUAGAGGUUCCUGAUCAGCAGAGGCCAACUCAGUAUCGCUCAAGGUCUGUGUCUCCACACAGAGACGAAGAAAGCAGAGGGCGGUCCCGCCCUCCCAACGUCCCCACACAGAGGAGUCUGGAUGAGGUUCAGCAUACCCGGCGAUCCCGUUCCCCAACACGCUACCAUGACCGUACAUGUGUGCAAGAGAGAGAGUACAUAGACGACAGUGAGGUCAUCUUGAUACACAGAUCAAUGCGGGGUAGAAGCGCAGAGUGUCUGCACACCCAAAGGAGUUCAUCUAAGUACAGUAGCACUCUGCCUCCUAAGAUGCCUUUAUUAGUCAAUGGAAUUCAUAAGGUUAUUUACAGCUCAACACUUCCUGCAUGCCUUAAGUCAAAGUCACGGCUGUCUGUAGUCACUGCCACACAACGCCAAGUUCUUAGGCUCAAAGACAAGAUCACCAUUAGUGAUCUACAGCCCUCUCUUGACAGGCUUAGAAGUGCUAGUACCAACUGUCUGAGACCAGGUUCUAAUUCCAAUUCACCUGAACGAGACAGGAGCACCCAGUCUCUGCCCCGUACCAGACCCAUGAGCCCAAGGAUCCUAAUUCAGCAUGCCUCCCCAGAAGACGACAGCUGGGUUUUGGAGGCUAGGUUCCCCGCUCAGGAGACAGUACACCGCCUCAGUGCAAAGCCAGACGCACAGAGGCAGUCGAGAACUCUGGACAAGCCUAGCUGUCAGAAACUUGGCAAGAAAAUAUCUGACAGCGAGCGGGAACAGCCAAACUCCCGGCCCACAUUCUCCUCAUCAACAGGGGACUCUUCUUCGACACGAAAGGUCAGACAGCUUCCCCAAGUUCCCGCUAAAAGCAGCAGUGUAGAGCAAGCUCUUGCUUCAGAGGAGCGAACACGGCAAAUGAAAGUGCGCACCUUCCGAACAGCAGCUCCCUCCAGUACCAGCCAGGAUCUGGAGAAGGCGCUCAAAAAUAAAAGAGAGCUUUAUAAGGAGCAGCGACGAAGCUGUGACAAUGUGUCCCAUAAGUCCUCAGACAGUGAUGUCAGUGACGUGUCAGCCAUCUCUCGCGCCAGCAGUGCCUCGCGGAUCAGUAGCACCAGCUACAUGUCCAUUCAAUCAGAACGACCCAGGGGUCGCAUUAGCCGUCAUAUUCAUCCAUCCAGCCGCAGCAUGUUGAAGAGCACGAGUGUCAGUGGGGAAAUCUACACUCUGGAGCGUACGGAUGGCAGCCAGUCAGACACCGCUCUGGGAACACUGGGAGGAGGAGGGAAAAAGCGCAGAUCCAGCCUUAGCGCCCGUGUCGUCGCCAUCGUGGGCAUUCCCUCACGCCGCAGCAGAAGCACCUCUCAGCUCAGUCAGACAGAAGCAGCCAACAAGAAAACAAAGGGAUCCAGUCAGAUCCAGCGCAGUCAGGAGACGGGAAUGGCAGUGGAGUAUCCCCGUAACGCUAUGGCCCGCCAAACCAGCCGAGAGUCCACUGACGGCAGCAUGAACAGCUAUAGCUCUGAGGGCAAUUUGAUCUUCUCAGGGAUGAGGUUAGGGGCUGACAGCCAGUUCAGUGAUUUCCUGGACGGUCUAGGCCCUGCUCAGUUGGUGGGUAGACAAACACUUGCCACGCCCGCUAUGGGAGAUGUUCAGAUUGGACUGACAAAUAAGAAAGGGCAGCUGGAGGUGGAGGUUAUCAGGGCCCGUGGUCUUACGCCUAAACCAGGUUCCAAAUCGCUGCCGGCUCCCUACGUCAAGGUUUAUUUGCUGGAAAACGGAGCGUGCAAAGCCAAAAAGAAAACCAAGAUUGCACGGAAGACGCUAGAUCCUUUGUAUCAGCAAGCGCUCUUGUUUGAAGAAAGUCCGCAGGGUAAAGUCCUCCAGGUAAUAGUCUGGGGAGAUUACGGCCGCAUGGACCACAAAUGUUUCAUGGGAGUCGCACAGAUUCUUUUAGAGGAGCUGGAUCUUUCCAGCACAGUGAUCGGUUGGUACAAACUGUUUCCCCCCUCAUCAUUGGUCGACCCGACCUUAGCCCCUCUCGCUCGUCGUGCUUCCCAGUCGUCGCUGGACUCUUCAGGGCCACCGGGCAUCAUCAGGUCCUAGUGAACGGACAGGAGCCAGAUGCGAAACAAAACCACACGGACCAAGGACCCGAGGCAACAAUCAGAACCGGAGCGGCAGAUAAAGAGACAGAUGGACAGAAUCACGAUCAAAGCUUUGCUGAAGCCUGACAAUCACUUCUCUUUUACUUUUGAUCUUUGGGUUGUAGAGAUUUCCUUUGAUCCACUCUGCUCCGUUUACUGCAUGUUUUGUUGCUGAGAUGACGAUUCGACCCAAAUUAAAAAAGAGAAGGAAGGGAGAGGCUCCCAAAACGCGACCAGGAAGCAGAGCCCACGUGGUUCCGGUAGCCUAGAUGGUUGUGGUCAGUCAGCGUAUUUGUUUUCUCUCAUGUGUAUGCAUUUCAGAGAAUGGCGAGAGUGAGAGGACAGCACUGCCCCUCCUCUAUAUUGCACUUACAGGAAGCCCCAGAGGUCGAGGGUUAAAGGUCAAGAUUUAGUCUUCUCAGAGAGUUUCCUCUCUGCUUCACGGAUGCUGCAUCCGAGACCCCGCCGUGUGCCGGUCUGGCACGAACUCAGACUCAGAUUGUGUGACUGCGGUGUGUGUGUGUGUGUGAGUGUGCGUUUGCGUCUAAUAAGGCAGGGAUGCCUGAGAACCUUUUAAGUCUGUUUACAGCAGUCGCCACCGACUGCUUUGCCUUUUCACGUUACUGUUGAUUUGGUAAAUAGGCACACUUUGUAGAAUGUGAAAACAUGCUUCAUGUUUUCUGACAUUUGUGUCAUACGAGCUUCAUGGAAGACACAAAACCAAUUGUAUUUGAUUCACCGGGACUGUAAGAAGCAGCCACUAUCAUUUAGGUUUCUUCAACCCUAACGGGAAACUACAUGCAUUCGCUCGCUAAAACGUUCGACUUCGCAAUCACAAAACAUAUCGUACUGGCAUUUCAGAGCAUUUUGACUUCUAUUCCGUUUGGUAAAAGACCUGUACAUACCGAUAUUUGAAUUUCUACCUGACUAGAGUUUACAUUAUUUUAAUGCGAGCACAAUUGCUUGAUUUUUGAACAAAACAAGAGAAAAGUUUAAGCUUUGGGGGAUUGAUGAUAUUAAUGAAAAGGCCAAAAUCGUAAGCUUCCUAUUUUUAGCCGUUUGUCAUCGAUUUGGGUUUGGUUUAUUAUGAAACAAAUCUCAUAGACCCCCCUCCCCCCCCCCAAUGAGCAUUUUGAAUGUGACAGUGAAAAGUGGUCUUUGAAGAAGACCGAUCGCCACCAACACGGGGAACAGCAUGAAUCUGGAACUGUUCCAAGUUGCAUGCACAUUUUGUAAAACAAGACAGAUGAGAAAAAAAGAGACUACAAUAAGUGUGUGUUAGUUCCACAAACUGUAGGCCAGCUUGUAUGUUGCAUGUACUUGUACAGUUUGCUUGUACUUGAUAUAAAUAGAUUAUCAAAUAAAACGAAGCCAUUCAUUCCAUGUGUGGGCAUUUGGCCGGGUUCAGCCAUACACACGGGCCUUAUUUUGGGGCUGAAUGUCUAUAAAAUUUUUAAAUUGUUUUAAUCAACCCCCCUUCCCCUUUUUUUUUUACUUGACCCUGGAUGGAUAAAUAAGCACUGUACUGUAGUACUCCGCAAACUCAAGGCCCUAUUUUAUUGAAGAUGUUGCUGUUCACUGUAGUCUGUAUACUACUGUGGGGCUAAAACUAAGGUAGAAAGCCUGUAUAAAAACUAGAGCUAUAUGUAUAUGGAAUAUAAUUAUGAAAAUCACAAUGACAUAGAGAUAUAUCGAUAUUGAAACAGAGUGUAUCAAGUAAACAUCACUUACGUACAUGCAUAUAUUGUAAAUAUGAGUCUGCAAAGAAGUUUACUUAUAUUUACAAAGCGGCCCCAUUCAAGUUAAUGGAUCAGUGCUCUGUCUCUUGGUUCUGCUGAGCGGAAGAAGGGAUGCCUCCAAAGUUUUAUUUUAGUGAUGCCCAAUCUAACGAGAGAAAUUUGGACCUCUACCACCCUGUUGCUUUAUAAUAAAUGCUCAUGAAUCCUCGUUUCAAAGAGAAGUUUACUUUAUAUGCCUGGUUUCGGCAGACUUAUUUACUUUGUCAGUAUUAUUCAAGGAUACUGAUUGUUUACAGCUCAUGUGUUCCACUGAAACAAAAUUGAAAGUAUUCACUGCAACAUUUCUUGUUUGUACAGCAGACGUGGCUCAAAUAAUGUGUAUGUUUUAUAUUCAAGAGUUCAUUUUUAUUAUUUACAAAUAAAAGACUGUGUGGAAGAAA
Messenger RNA from Pimephales promelas (fathead minnow), 7432 nucleotides. RefSeq names its product regulating synaptic membrane exocytosis 1a (gene rims1a). Gene Ontology annotation, biological process: positive regulation of synaptic transmission; regulation of synaptic vesicle exocytosis; regulation of synaptic plasticity. The record is from RefSeq and is a predicted model, not a curated record. Gene Ontology annotation, cellular component: cytoskeleton of presynaptic active zone; presynaptic membrane. Lineage: Eukaryota; Metazoa; Chordata; Actinopteri; Cypriniformes; Leuciscidae. Gene Ontology annotation, molecular function: transmembrane transporter binding; small GTPase binding.